GACCGUAAAAAUAAGUAAUCGUAUCUGAAACUCACCCCAUCUAUCAAUACUCUCCAGCUACGAGACCGAUCUAUUUUCAUCGUUAUAACACAUAACAUAGUUAUAAUAUAUUAAUGAAAUACUAUUGAAGCUAGAAAGGAGAGUGGAGAUAUAUGAAAAGCCUUUGUACCCCAAUACUUACACCCCUUCUCAUACAUUGCAUAUUCAGUCAGAAAAAUCUUUCGAGUCUUUCGAAUCUAUCAAAUCGUCCAGGUAUAUUUGUUCAGGUGUUCGUCUCGUCCUGACCCGAAUCCUUCCUCUCUUGAAACACUUAAGGCGAGCUACUUAGCUACUCGAGUCGAGCUAUUCUUCUUUCUGCCCCUUCAUUUGCUUCUGCCACCGCCAGCAAGCAAACUUGGAACGGAAAACCAUCAACUACAAUCAACGCAAGCAAACAAUCUUCAUAAUAUCUUCCCACUAUAACAUACAUGACAGAUAUACUUCUACCUUGCCGUCCCUCGUAGCCUUUGGAUCAAUUCAAGGUACGGCUCUUGAAUCAUCCAUCUAUCCACUUACGACGGUAUCGAGAGCAAGUUCUUGCAGAUCUUAUAACAGUCGUCUAAAGCGUCUAAAGGUUUAUAGAAAACAAUCCUUGCAUCACUCACUACACUAUACCGGGUAGCGAUAAUCUUUCGCAAUCAAAUCAAUUUUUAAUCUUCGCGGACUGAAACGAGGCAAAAAGAGGAAAAGAGCAAAAGAGCAACAUCAUUCCUUCUCCCGGUCGCAUAUUAUCGUUGUAACUACUACCUACCUAGUAUUUCCUUGUCCCCCCGCCAUCCUCUUAUCGACGACAUAAUAUUAUCGCCGUUAAUCGGAUAACCUCAACCUCGACCUCGACAGUACAAUACUGGACAACUACUGAAGAAAAAAAAGCAAAAAAGCAUUCCAGGAAAAAGAAAUCCUCGAUUAUUAAUACAUCGACCUGUCAACAAUCCCCUCUUCGAUUCGGUUGCCGGUCUAGGCUGUGUCGUCUCCAUUUCCAGGCUGAAAGAAAAUCAUCGGAGCUGGAUUCUUCUGAAACCAAGCCUCUACUUGGGUACCUUUGCCCUGCUUACGAAUUCCACAACACGCUCUUGUUUGUCUUGAUGCGGUGACAGAGAUACGAUCCAUAUCACCUCAUCCUUUCCAUCCGUUUCACGACCUGCCAUCGCGAUCACCCCUCUCGUCGAGCCCGUAGUGAUCAGAUCAAUAUCGUCGACCACAAUGAGUACCGAUCCUCAAUCAACUCGGGAGCCAGCAUCUGGCCCGAGAUCCGGUCCCUCCUUUCUACCUACCAAUAUCAUCCGUACAAAUGAUCUCAAUGGUUCCGAAGUCGAAGGAACAUUCGGCGGCCAUAAUCCCCAGGAGUCGGCGGUUACGACACCUCGACCCAAUACCGCACCCAAUACCCAACCUCGGCCGAUGCAUGGAUCGGAAGAUGCAACGACUCCUACGACAGUCACAUUCAGACCAGUCUCAGAUGCGCUUGCCAAUCAAAGACCUCUCCCACAAGCCCCUUUCGAUGUCGCCGCGACCAUUCCAGAAACCGUGGCAGGUUUGACAGCCAUGAACCGAGACAAUUCGACGAGGUCAAACAAUUCUGUUGGUUCUGAAGACGUUGAUAUGGAUAAAUCCGAUGCUGCUAGUUCCAAUGGCAAUAGCCCAAGGCCGCACAAGAAGAAGAAGAGUCAGAAAUUCUAUUGCACGGAUUAUCCGCCUUGUAACCUCAACUUUACCAGAACCGAGCAUUUGCAGCGUCAUAUAAGAAAACACACAGGAGAACGUCCCUACGAAUGCUUUUGUGGGCGUUACUUCUCUCGAAGAGACAAUCUACGCCAGCAUGCUCAAACGGUGCAUCAAAAGGAGGAAAUCCCCCCAGGAUCGUUGGCAGCCACUAGCACAAGAUUUCCUAGACAGCCUCGUACAGAUAGAUCUAAGCCCCCUGGCAGACAAAGAGCUGCCACGGUGAGCGAACAGGUACCUUCAUAUCGUGGUCAUCAUCGAAAUUCCUACUCCACUUCCAGCAUAAUGUCGAAUAUGUCGCACGUAUCCGGUUAUAGUCAAGCACACAAUCUCAGACGUCCGCUCGCUCUACAGAUGCCUAGCCCCCUAACAAGACGCCCAAGUUCACCUGGAGGUUAUAGUACGCCCACUUCCGCUACUUUCUCAACCGGUCAGAAUAGUCCGCGAUGGCCAACACUUGGGUUUCAAUCAUCUCCUGGACCAGGCGUAGGUGUACCAAUACCAGCUGGUCGCAUUUACGACGGGCAUCACACGCCCGGUCGAAGAUUGUCUACACCCUCGGCCGCAAAUCCGUUCUCUCCUUCUGGUCCCGCUUCCAACCCUUUUGGCACUUCAUCAACUUACUCUGCAGCGGCACCCUAUUCGCCAAGUUUGAUUUCGAGCCCUACUAACUCGUCAUUCAACAAUGCUGGACAAUCAAUGGCUGCCCAUCAUUCAGAUAUGGAUAAUAGAAGGAGAACAUGGCACCAGGGAACCAAUGCGGCUACACUAGCAUCAUUUACCACAAGACUGCACAGUGUCAUGAACGCAAACCACUACGCUGAUGGUCCUAUACCUGAACCCGCCGCGAUUCUUCGCAGUAAUGCUCCUCCACAAGAACAUGCAAGACUUCCCGGAAUUUCAAGCUUGUUACCCGGCAGAGGAGAAUCCCCUCCGCCUCUUCGCAGUCGAGAACAAAUGAUGAUUGACAGACCACACUCUUACCAUCAGCCAAGCCUUAGCAUGGCUGAGCGUCCAAGAGAAAAUCCUGUUGAUAGACCAGCGUCCUAUUACCAGCCGAUUUCUGACAUGGCUAAUCGUGGUCCAAGCCAAAGGAUGAUUGAUAGACCACCGCCUUACUAUCAGAACAAUACUCCCAUGUCCGAUGACCCUCGCCCGAGUCAAUUGAUGAACGAUAGACCAAAUUCUUACCACCAGCCAAACCCGAUUGUGCCUGAACGUCGUCCAAGUCAAAUUAUGACUGAUAGACCAAGCUCUUAUUAUCAACCAAGACAUUCUAUAUCAGAAUCAGUUCCCUAUUCUAGCUCAAGACCCAUGACUUCCAGGGACCGACCUCUUAGCUCUCACCUUGAUCGACAAUUCAACCAACUAGAAAUCCAAGGCCCACCACAUGCGGAUGCUGCAAGCUGGGCUACCGAGACAGCUCGUGCUGUUCAUGCAACUGCGCAGCAAUCACAGGCCAAUCAGCCAAGAGUCACAUUUGAGCAACCAGCACUUGGUCCUCGAACAGGGGCUUCUUCGUCCUAUCACCACAAGCAUACUGCUAGUUUACCUGUCAACAUGCACAGAUCAAACAGACGCGAUGGAUGGUACAAUGGUCCAGUGGUAUACCAACAGACUUCUGAUAACAGAUUUCAAGGAACCUCUCCGGAAGGGUCAACUGGCUCCGAAGGUGCAGCGCCUAUAACUCCACAGAGUGCCACCGCGACAGAUUAUAACCCUGCCGUUGUACGAUCAAACGGGUACCACGAGGAACAUUCCCGAACCGUUCAUCCCCAACAACCAACUGUUCACCACUACCACACACUAUCAAAUGGCAAUGAACAUUCUUACACACAUAAGCCCCCUACGUCAACUCAAACCAUGUAUCCACAAGUCCCCCAGUCAUCUACGCAACAUUAUCGCACUGAAGGAUUGGACGCUCUGGCAGCAGCCGCAACAAGUGGUCAGAUCAGUGUACACAACAAUGCAUUUUGAAGGAUUGAUUUCGUUGGUUCAUACCUUUUGCGUAAAUAUUACACCUCGAGUCAAUUUCUUUUAACGAUACCCGAUUUACAUUCUAUUUGAAGAAUGUCACGAAUUCAUGAAACAAGACAGAUUAACUUUUUUAUCACGAUUUUCCCUUUUUUUCUGCGAUUACUGGGAAUGGGACAUUGUGAUUUGCCAGCGUUGGUGUUUAGGGUUUUGGCAUUAUUAACUGUUUUUUUCUUUCUUUCUAUUUUUCCCUCUGAAGCUUCAUCGAAUUCUUCACGCCAUUCAAUGUUGUGGAAUAUACAGUAGAUCUCAUGUACCGGGGCUAGUACCUGUUAUUGUGUCUAGCGUUUUCGUCGUCAAAUCAGAUAUUUUUGACCACUUACCACACAGUGCAUUGAUGUCCUAUACGAAACUUCGAUUUUCUCCAAUGACUUGGAGGAAGCUCGAGCCCGAGUUUCUAACCUAUCUCCUUUGUAUUCAGGUCUGAUUUUUGGGUAGCGUUUGGGUGGGAUUACUUUGGAUUGUUUAUUAUGAUUUAGCGUACUUGGGAGGUUUCAAUUGUUAUUUCUAGCGUCAGGACAAGGCGGUACUCUACUCGGGAUUUUCUAAUGGGCGGUAUGCUUGGCUAUGACUUGGCUAUGAGAUUUGCACUAUUGAUACCUCUAUACCCAAAUGCUAUUCAAUCAUUUUCUCAAAGUUAUUUCGGUAAUUUUCUUUAGAGUUUACGGUUCUAGACAUGUGUGUGUGCUCCUUCAUUUUCAUAAGUGGCAGAUAUAAUAUUCGGAUCUGGGGAAUUGCUAUCAAGGCCGAAGAUUGUGUGAUGUCAUGGAUUUUGGGAUGGAAUGAACUGGUUGGCUGGCUGGCGUCUUGUUAGUCUGUUUUUCAUGCUUGCAUCUUCGUAUCUAGGGGUCCUUUUAGUAUGUUAAAUAUGUCCUCAAAAUUUGAGAAUACGGGGUUUGAUCUUUUAACCCGUGGAGCUGGGAAAUGGGCUGGGUGGGCUGGGUGGUUUGGGGAUUUGUGGAUGGAUGGUUGGUUAGAGGGAGGGAGGGAUGGAUGGAGGGUUGUGUGUACCUAUGCAUGUAGGGUUAUUGGCCGGACGGCGUGGGCUGGACUGGGUGGGAUAUGGUUGUAUGAUUGAAUGGAUGGUGUAUGGAAGGGCUGGAUAUUUUUGGGGGGUAGGGUGGUGGAGGGGAGAGGAGUUGGCUUUAGCCUGGUUUUACUUGACUUGACUUGUGCAUAAUACAAUUAUCUUUAAAUUUGUAUGCAUGUAGGGUUAAUAUGGUCGAGUGUUGAUAGGUUUGAUAGAAAUGUAGGUAGGUAGGUAGGCA
Botrytis cinerea B05.10 is the source of this 5063-nucleotide messenger RNA. RefSeq lists its product as hypothetical. Bases 1243 to 3738 code for a protein of 831 amino acids. Gene Ontology annotation, molecular function: RNA polymerase II cis-regulatory region sequence-specific DNA binding; DNA-binding transcription factor activity, RNA polymerase II-specific. The transcript has 2 exons. Gene Ontology annotation, biological process: regulation of transcription by RNA polymerase II. Lineage: Eukaryota; Fungi; Ascomycota; Leotiomycetes; Helotiales; Sclerotiniaceae. The record is from RefSeq and is a predicted model, not a curated record.